Molecule: messenger RNA, 6598 nt
Organism: Hemicordylus capensis (graceful crag lizard)
Lineage: Eukaryota; Metazoa; Chordata; Lepidosauria; Squamata; Cordylidae
Product: polypeptide N-acetylgalactosaminyltransferase 17-like
Exons: 6
Coding region: 7-831 (274 amino acids)
Cellular component (GO): Golgi apparatus
Source: RefSeq, a predicted model, not a curated record
CCAGCGAUGAUUGGAUGCUCUUUUGUUGUGAACCGGAAGUUCUUCGGAGAAAUUGGCCUCCUCGAUCCAGGGAUGGAUGUCUAUGGUGGAGAGAACAUUGAGCUCGGGAUCAAGGUCUGGCUCUGCGGAGGGAGCAUGGAGGUACUUCCCUGCUCUCGAGUCGCCCACAUUGAGCGCAAGAAGAAGCCCUACAACAACAACAUUGGCUUCUACACCAAGAGGAAUGCGUUGCGGGUGGCCGAGGUGUGGAUGGACGGCUACAAAUCCCAUGUCUACAUCGCUUGGAACUUGCCCUUGGAAAAUCCAGGCAUUGAUAUCGGGGAUGUCUCUGAGCGAAAAGCACUCAGGAGAAGCUUGAAGUGUAAGAAUUUCCAGUGGUAUUUGGAUAAUGUCUACCCAGAGAUGCGAAGAUACAAUAACACCAUUGCAUAUGGAGAGCUUCGCAACAACAAAGUGAAGGACGUCUGCCUUGAUCAAGGACCGCAAGAGAACCGCACUGCGAUCCUCUAUCCAUGCCAUGGAUGGGGGCCACAGCUUGCCCGCUACACCAAAGAAGGCUUCCUUCAUCUGGGUGCUCUCGGGACCACAAUACUCCUGCCUGAUACCCGCUGCCUGGUGGAUAAUAUGAAGAGUCGGUUUCCCCAGCUCCUCGACUGUGAGAAAGUUAAAAGCAGUCUCCAUAAGCGCUGGAAUUUUAUACAGAACGGCGCAAUUUUAAAUAAAGGAACGGGGCGCUGCUUGGAAGUGGAGAAUAAAGGCAUGUCGGGCAUGGAACUUGUUCUCCGCAGCUGCACGGGACAGAGGUGGGCAAUAAAGAACUUCAUCAAGUAGGCCCUUCACCCUCGACUCAAGAACUCUUAAGGCCACGAUUUCGGAAAGCUAGACAUUUGAAACAACUCCUCUGUUCUAUUCACAACGUCAGGGAAUCUUAAGGGGAGAGGAGAUUUCGUUCUUUGUUUUCCUUUUAUUUAUUGAAACUUUCUCUCCGCUGGAUGAAAAUGUUCUGGACCUGCAGGUCAGCACGCGAGUGGCAUUUCCACAGAGAUGUCCAGAGACUGAAGUUGUAAACUGGAAGUGAUUUCUCAGCUUUGUAAACCGCCCAGAGAUGGACGUUUGGGCAGUCUACAAAUUUGAUGAGUAAAUAAAUAAUAAGACACUUGUAGACCUUUCCCAUUGCCUCCCCGCAAAUGAAGACCCAGCAAAACGUACAGAAGAAAGGAGACCAUGGAUUUUAUUUUAUUUUUUUAGAAACCCACACAUAUCUGGCAGGCGAGAUAACAUACUAACGUCCAUCAUCCUCACUGCAGAAGGAGCACUUCUGUCGUCCCCUCUAUCCGGGGCAAUGAGACUGGCGGACUUCUGAAGGCACAUGCAAAAUGAUUUCUUCAUUCAGGCACCUUGUGGGGUCAUCUGCAGAAUAACCACCCCACAAAAACCAUAAUGUCCAGCACGAUCACCAACUCCACACACACACACCCCACACACACACCUAUGCCACCGCCUUUGGCAUUUCAUCCAGCCGCUAAUCUGGAAAGAGAAAGUGCAUGAUGCUACAUGAAUGUGUUGAGGAUCAAUCGGGGGAAGGAGCACCGUAACAACGUUUUCUUCCACCCAAUACUGAUGCGAUGGGAUGGCUUUUGUGGUCGGCGUGGUUUUUAAAGUGCAACCCUCAGAAUGACUGUUUCAAACCAGAAAACCCUCAUGUAACCUUGUGCAAUUGUGCUUUAGAGACAAGAAGAUGCACUCUCUCUCUCCCGGGCCAGAAAUGGCUGUUGUGUUUGCCUUUCCCCACCCCACCACCCCUGACAUUUGUGGACAGUCUUGUCUUCUGAAACCAUUAGAUAGCGAAAAGGAGAGGAUGUUCUUGACCGUUUGGUUCAUGGAAGUGGGCCCAAGAGUGGGAAACUAAUAAUAAUAAUAAUAAUAAUAAUAAUAAUAAUAAUAAUAAUAGAAGAAAAAGAAAUAGGGGAAAAAAUACAAAGAUCUACAAAUGGAAACUGAAAGGCUGUGGCAGAAGAAGACCAAAAUAAUCCCAGUAGUAAUUGGCACCCUAGGUGCAAGCACCUCAACACCGCAGGGGCCACAGAAAUCACCAUCAUCCAAUUAUAAAAAGCAACUUUACUGGGAACAGCCUACAUUCUGCAGCAAUAUCUAUAAUAAUAAUAAUAACAACAAUAUUAAUCAUAAAAUUCAGCCAUCCCAGGUCCUUUGGAAGGACUUGAUGUCAGGAUAAAACAAACCAGUCAAUAACACCUGUCUGACUGUGUAAACAAGAAAUAAUAAUAAUACAAGUUUAUCUGUUAGCUGCACCAUAGCAAAUUGUUCUCUGGGUGAAACAGAUAAAACGCAUCCAAUCACGGAUAAAAACAGACAAAACGCAUCCAAUCACAGAUAAAAACAGGUAAAAUGCAUGCAACCACAACACCCCCCCAAAAAAAUACAAAAUAUAGUACAAAACCAUUUAAAAUCUUGGUUUCUGAAGUCAAUUUAUCAUUGACUUAAUCUUCCAAGGGGUGGUUGCAUGUGGUCGCCCCAUAAAACUGAGGGGCAGUAACGAUUUUGACAGACAAGAGGGGGUAUUUCUUCACACAAUAUUUAAUGUGUGGGAUUCACUGUGAUGCUCAUUACCUUUUACGGCUUCAAAAAGGGAUUUGGCCAAGUCAAGGAGGGGCUGUCCGGGAUGGGGGGGGGCUCUCCCUUCUGGAACUACCACCUAUGGUGGUAAAGUGGAAUUGUUGAGGGGAACAGCUGAGCUCAUGCUUUUGGGUGCAGAAGGUCCAAGUAGCUAUCCUUGGUCUCUCCAGUUAAAAAGAUCUCAAGCUGGUUGAGACAAGUCUGAGACUCUGGAACACGGCUGCCGGUCAGAGUAGGCAAUGCUGAACUCGAUGGAUCAAGGGUCUGACUCAGUCGAUGGCAGCUGCCUGCUCAUGAGCUCUGUAUGUCACUGACUACCAGUCUGUGGCAACCACUGCUUGGGGACAGGGAGGGGAGACUGCUGUUGGAAGGGUCUGCCUUGUGAUGAUGGGGAAACAGGAUAAGAUGGACCUUGGGGCUGACCCAUCGAUGCUCUCCUGACGCUCACAUGUAUGCACUUUCAUUUUGGCUAUGUUUUAUGGACUUGGGGCCCAUUACGAGGAGUCCUAUUGGAAGCCAAAGCUUUCCUCAGCCAGCGAGCUCACGAGGUGACCUUGGGGUGGUCACUCUUCCUCCGCCUGAGUGCGGUAGGCCCAUGGAUUCUGCACAGAUUUCCCUAGACAAAGGGUAAAGUACAAAUGUAAGGGAUAACCAGGCAGCCCCCUUGAGCUGAAUGAGACAUCCUGAUCUUUUCUUGAAGGGAAAGGUCUGAUCCAGCACCAGAGGUCAAAGGCGGGCCCCCCGAUCCAAAGCUACAUUCGGAUUUUGAUUCUCUUCCCACCCCCACCCGCCACACACAGGCACCUUGGAACAGGUUCACUCCAGUUUUUAAAGACUUUCCAGUUUAAAAAGUGAGAGGCCAGAGGCCAGCCCAGAUAACGUGAACUAGUUACACGAUUAUUUGGAUCAUGCCCGUGGCAUUGAUUCCACGUGGUUAAAUUCUAGUUCUGUUCAGCAAGGGAUGCAAACUCCAUCACCUUUCCUCAUGCAGUAACUUCCUGGUGGCCCUUAGAUUGGAAAAUAUAAACAGUAAGGAAGCCUCCAGAAUUGCCCUCAUCCAAACACCCCAGAUGUUGGAAGCAAGGACUUUAUUAUAUAUAUAAUGGCUGCCCUAUCGCCCAACUCCAUUUGCACUGUGGUUGCACGGUGCAACUGUGAAGCCUAUGUUCCACUGCAUGCGUGGAACACACAACUAUGUUCCAUUCCAGCUAUUCCCAUUCCAUUCAAUUCCACUCUGUUCCCAUUCCCAUGCCAUACCCAAUUCUGUUCUCAUUCCCAUUCUGUUCCCUUUUUUGUUCCCACCCGACUAUUUCCCAUUCCACCCACUUAUGCUCUAGUCCAACUCUUCCCAUUCCUACCCAACUCUUCCCAUUCCCAUUCCAUUUCUUUUUCUAUUCCCACACAGCAACAGUCAUCCCUCACCAACCGCAAGGAAGGAGGUGGAAUAAUGAGGAGUCGAGCAGAUGGAACCUCUGGAAACCCCCCCCCCCAUCACUUACCAACCGUGGGUACCUGGGUCUCAGUUGGCGAGGCUGGACACAAUUUCCCACUCACAGAGAAUCAGAACUGCGGUUUGUAAAACCACGGUUGGCAAGGGAUGACUGUAUUUCUAAUAGGGUGUGUGCAUGAACGUCUCGUGCUGAACCAGUUCACCUCGAACCAGCGCCGGUUCGGACGAAUCAAUUCGGCACAGUUGGGGCAGCCCGGCGGGGGCAGCGAGAAAACCAAUAAGCUGCUUACCCAGCCAGCCUGGCUGCCAGCACCACCACUCACUGCCACUCGCCCCACCAGCACGGCCUCAACCAGUGCACUCCCCCCUCUUUUACCAAGCUGCGGGCUCGGUAGUGACUCGGUUCCAGCCUCCACGCAUUUCAUUCCUUUUUCUAUUUCCACCCAACCAUGUCCCACUGCAUGCGUAAUAUUGCACAGUAUGUCAAGAAACUGUGUGUCUGGGGUGAUGGUGGUGGCCUCGGAUGAAAAUUCUGCCCACCCCCCCGGCCUCUUCUCAGAAAGGCCCCGAGGGGAUGUUCAAAUAAUCUGGCCUAGUUUCCAAAGUGGAACAGAUGCAUUAGACAUUUUCUAUUGUCCUUACACACACACACACACACAAAAUUUUGUAGCUUCCCAUUGCUUCAUUCAUAACUUCCCACCCCACUCCAUUAAGAACGCGUUCAUGUAUGCUGACAAAUCGUUGUGUGUGUUGUCUGUGUGUGUGAUCCUGAUGUGAUUAUAAGCAUGAUUUCAUGAGGAAUCAUUUUCUCCUCCUUUCUGAAGGGAACUUAGACCUGCCUGCUUUGUUUUUUUGAAAGGUUAGGUGGCUUAGUCAUUAGAGUAUUUUUUAAAAGACUCUUUUGCAGCCAUACUCCCAUAAAACCAAGGUUCACGGCACAUGGUCUGGGGUUGUAGAGGACUCCACCACGGCCCAUUCCUGAGUAUCAGUCACAUUUCAAAAGUGUCGUCCUUUUGAAACCCAUGUGGGGACAGUUGGAUCUAAACCAAAUUCACAGCACGUGGGGGACCACAGAAAUGGCACCCUGUCAAAAGAGGCUGGAAGUAGGCUCUUCUUCUUAGAACUAUUAGCUGUGUUCAAAGUUGUACUAACGCACAUUCUUUGCAUGGAUGAAACACAGACACCCCUAGGGUGGACUUGCUUGGAUUUCCCGUCCCCAACAUCGGCUGGAUUUGGGCCCAGAUGGGGAGGAGCUCACAGUGUUCCAACAUGUCCUUGGAAGAUGAGCAGCUCCGCCCCUGCCCUCCACCCCCUGGCUGGCCGCCUCCUACCUGCUUCAGGCCUGCCUCCACUGCCCCUGACUCCGCCUCCACCCAUCUCUCCUUGUGAGCCCUUCCUGUUCCAAGGCCAGUUCAGCAAUGGGGGCACCAGAAUUCUUUCCCGGCUCCGAUUAAAAUCCAUUGCAGUCACACAGACCCCGGAGCUUUUCCACGCAGGGCUUUUAGUCCACAUCUCCCCCAGAAUAGAUGGGGUACGUUCACAUAUCGGCCAGAAUUACCCAAAGUCCCUGCACGCUCUCGGGGAGCACUUCACACACGAUCCGGGUUUUUCAUUGUGCGUUAGAGUGCAGCCCGAUUUAUAUCCGGGGUGAAAUAUCCACGUUUUGCAUCAGGUUUGUUUUUUUUUUGAAACUUUGAACUCGCAAUAAAGCAUCGUGUUAAAGCCUGCUAUCUGAUAAUGCUACUGGCAAAAAUGACAGUCCAUAAUGGCCUCGGGGUCAUUUUCCUGAACCGCACUAGCAGCCGGCCAGAAACGGACGUCCGAGAUCAGUUCUCCUGUCUCCCCUCCUCCAGCCCUGAGUUUGCUGCUGGCUGGCCAGUGUUAAAAGGAAGGAGGAGUGGAGAAAGAGGAACAUGUCUGGGGUGGAGCAGGGGGCAAACUUGAAUUUGCUCCGAAAAAUGUGCGAGCCCUUUCCAGGUCAUCUGGAAACUAGGCCACUCGUUCUGGGGCUCAGUCAAAGGGCAGGACAGCAGGUUUGCCCAGGUUUACAGGGAAUCACUCCCUUGCGAAGGUUUCAGCAUGACCUUUCCCCCAGUCCCAGAAUUGUGGCACCCUGGACCUUUGCCUCCCUGGUUCCCCUCCAUCCCAAAGCCUUAGGUAUGCAGAUUUCCUCAUUUUUGGCCGCUUGCAUGCAUGUCCACUUUCUGUUCGGUUUCGGACAGCUUCCUUGGAUGAAGUCAAGGUCUAUGGUGGUUUCCCUACAUUGUUGACUGGAGGCAUGUGUGCAUUGCUUUUCCUUCCGUAUCCAAGAGGCAGUUUUCAAACUGAUAACACCCCCGUGUGACUCUUGACGCUCGGUCAGACUUCAUUUCCCCGCCAAGGUGUCCCACUGCUCUGUUUACUUUGGCUUGGUUCACAUGUUGGCCUGAGUUUACAAACUAGCAGUGAGUGAAAGUUGCUGUCAUUUUCUUCCUUCCGACUACAUUACUGACUACAAUAAAAUUUCAGCAAAUA